GAACCGGCGACUUCCCGUCCUCUAAUCGACGAAAAUGCGGACCUCGCCACCACUUUUCGACCUCCACCUACCUGGCUACUAAACCUCAAUCCUAAUUCCCAACUAAACUCGACGAUGAUGUCCGACGACCCCUUGGCUCGCCACCGCGCAUUCAUCUCUGCCUCCAUGAGCGCUCCAUCCUUCCCCACCUUCACCAGCCCUUCCUCCUCCGCCUCCUCCCGCAGUGCCUCCCCCAGUCCUAACCCUAAUCCCUUCGUCCGCCCUUCUCCCUCCGCCUCCUCCUCCUCUCCUUCCCCCUCCCCCUCUCCCUCCUCUUCCGCUUCCAAGAGCCGCCUCAUCUCUUCCUCCGCCUUCUCCCAUAACCCUCGUCUCGCUCUCGCCCUCGUCCCCGCCGCUGCCUUUCUCCUCGACCUCGGUGGUGCUCCCGUCCUGACCGUCCUCUCUGUUGGCCUCAUCCUUGCCUACCUCCUCGACUCGCUCCGCCUCAGAACCGCUGCCUUUUUUGCGGUCUGGACCUCCCUCAUCGCCUCCCAGCUUGCCUUCUUCUUCUCUGCCUCGAUCUACUAUGCCCCUCUCCUCUCUGGCCUCGCGCUCCUCCUCUGUGCCGAUACAACAUUCCUGAUCGGAGUCUGGGCUUCGCUCCAGUUCCGAUGGAUACACAUCGAGAACCCUUCCAUCCUUCCCGCUUUGGAGCGCCUCUUGUUUGCCUGCAUCCCCGUCGUCAUGCCUCCGCUUUUUACCUGGGCCACUGUCUCGGCAGUCGGCAUGGUUAACGCCGCUUACUACCUGAUGGCAUUUGCUUGCCUUUUCUACUGGCUCUUCGCUCUCCCCCGCCCAUCCUCCUUUAAGUCCCAGAAGCAUGACGCUGGAGAAUCUCAGAUACUUGGUCCGCUGGAGGGAUGCUUUCACACCUUGUAUCUUCUCUUUGUGCCGCUUCUGUUCCACAUUGGUUCUCACCAUGCGGCUAUCUUCUCCUCCUCUGCAUCCGUAUGUGAUCUCCUGCUGCUCUUCUUUAUUCCGUUUUUGUUCCAGCUUUAUGCAUCUAUGUGGGGGGCACUGUGGUGGGUUACAAGGGAUGCACACCAGAUGCAUCGGAUUCGGGUGGUCAAUGGAGCGGUGGCAAUGUUAGUCGUUGUCCUCUGCCUCGAGGUCAGAGUUGUAUUUCAUUCCUUUGGAAGAUACUUGCAUGCUCCUCCACCCUUUAACUACCUACUCGUCACUGUUACAAUGCUCGGAGGUGCAUCCGUCGUAGGGGCUUAUGUAAUUGGUAUGGUUGGUGAUGCUUUCAGCUCAGCAGCUUUUACUGUUUCGUUGGUUCUGGUUAGUGCAGCUGGCGCAGUAGUUAUUGGGUUCCCUAUCCUGUUUCUCCCUGUCCCUAUGAUCUCUGGCUUCUAUAUUGCACGUUUCUUUACAAAGAAAAGCUUGUCAUCCUACUUUGCCUUUGUGGCAUUAGCGAGCAUGAUGGUUCUGUGGUUUGUUGUACACAACUACUGGGAUCUCAAUAUAUGGAUGGCUGGUAUGCCUUUGAAAACCUUCUGCAAGUUGAUAGUCGCAAGCAUCAUCAUGGCAAUGACCAUUCCUGGUUUGGCAUUGCUACCUAUGAAGUUGCAAUUUCUUACUGAGGUUGGCUUGAUUGGCCAUGCAUUGCUAUUGUGCUACAUAGAGGACCGUUUCUUCAACUAUACUGUUAUCUAUUACUUUGGAUUUGAUGAAGAUGUUAUGUAUCCUAGUUACAUGGUCUUGACAACCACCUUCUUGGGAUUGACUUUGGCGAGGAGAUUGGCAAUAGAUCACCGGAUUGGCCCAAAAGCAAUUUGGAUCUUAACCUGUCUGUAUUUAUCAAAGCUUGCUAUGCUUUUUAUUACAUCAAAAUCAAUUUUGUGGAUGACAGCUGUUUUGCUGUUGGCUAUUUCCCCUCCAUUGCUUCUUUACAAGGAUAAGUCAAAAGGAGCUUCAAGAAUGAAGGCCUGGCAAGGCUAUGUUCAUGCUGCCGUGAUUGCUUUCUCUACUUGGUUGUGUCGUGAAACAAUCUUUGAAGCUCUUCAAUGGUGGAAUGGAAGGCCUCCAUCUGAUGGUUUGCUUGUGGGAUCACUCAUUCUUGUGGCUGGGGUUGCUUGCAUCCCAAUAGUUGCCCUCCACUUCUCUCAUGUUCAGCUGGCUAAGAGAUUCCUUGUCUUGGUAGUGUCGAUGGGUUUGCUUUUUGUUCUAAUGCAGCCACCAAUUCCACUAUCAUUGACAUUCCACUCAGACUUGAUUAAAGCAGCCCAUGAGUCUAAUGAUGAUAUCUCAAUUUAUGGAUUUUUUGCUAGUCGAUCUACAUGGCCAUCAUGGCUACUUAUAACAACUAUCUUGCUUACUCUAGCAGCAAUCACGUCCAUUAUACCAAUUAAGUAUAUUGUUGAAUUGAGGACUUUUUAUGCUGUUGGAGUUGGGACAACAUUGGGCAUCUAUAUCUGUGCUGAAUACUUCUUCGAAGCUGUAAUUCUAUAUCCCCUCCUUGUUGCUGCUAUUGUUUGUGCUUCUGUCCUGGUAGUUUUCACACACUUCCCAUCUGCUUCAAGCACGAGGCUUCUGCCAUGGGUAUUUGCUUUAUUGGUAGCUCUCUUUCCAGUUACUUAUUUAUUGGAAGGGCAGCUUAGGGCCAAGAGUAGUAUUGAAGAAGGGGAAGAAUCAGAGAGGUUCAACUCUCUCCUUACUGUCGAAGGAGCAAGAGUGUCACUUAUGGGUCUCUACGCAAUGAUAUUCAUGCUUAUAGCUUUAGAAAUCAAGUUUGAGUUGUCAUCUUUACUGCGUGAGAAGGCUCUUGGCAGAGGUGUGCCACCAAGUCAAUCCGAUCGCAACUAUGCCCUGCCACCAAAAACACGACUCAUUCACCAGAGGAGGGCAUCUGCUGCACCAUCCCUCACAAUCAAGAGGUUGACAACUGAGGCUGUUUGGAUGCCUGCAGUAGGCAAUGUUGCUACCAUAAUGUGUUUCAUCCUCUGCCUGAUACUCAACAUCCAUCUCACUGGUGGUGCAAGCCGAGCGAUAUUUUUCUUAGCGCCAAUCCUUCUGCUUCUCAAUCAGGAUUCUGAUAUAUUUGCUGGUUUUGGUGACAGGCAAAGAUACUUUCCUGUGACAGUGGUUAUAUCUGGAUACUUGGUAUUGACUGCUUUCUACAGGAUUUGGGAGGAAACUUGGCGAGGGAGCAUGGGAUGGGGACUUGAAAUUGGAGGAAUAAGUUGGCUUUUUGCAGUAAAAAAUUCUGCCCUUCUUAUGCUCACCUUACCCAACCAUAUUCUCUUCAACCGCUUUAUGUGGGACUAUGUAAAGCAGACUGACCAAGUUUUGUUGUUUACAUUGCCAUUAAAUUUGCCGUCCAUCGUGAUAACAGACAUACAAACUGUGAGAGUUUUAGGAUUAUUAGGAGUUAUUUGUUCUUUAAGUCAAUUCUUGAUAUCUAGGCGGACAAGAAUUGCAGGAAUGAAAUACAUAUGAUGCUGCUACAGCUGCAGAAAGUGAGGAAUGUAUUCCUGAAGUUAUUAAGAAGCGCCAUCAUGUGGUGGGAUUUAAUGCCAUUGCGGUGACUCUACAAAACUGCCAUGUGCGAGAGAUGUUCCGUGUUCUGUUAAUUUGAAGUUCGAACUUGUGCACAGUUGAGAUCUGGUUCGACAUUGCUUCUUGAGGACAGUGAAUGACUGUUCACUUGAAAUUUUUAACUUUUAAGAGGUUUCCUCCCCUUUUAUCAAAGCAGCAUGUUUCAAUCUAAA
Molecule: messenger RNA, 3749 nt
Organism: Zingiber officinale
Lineage: Eukaryota; Viridiplantae; Streptophyta; Magnoliopsida; Zingiberales; Zingiberaceae
Exons: 5
Coding region: 115-3477 (1120 amino acids)
Source: RefSeq, a predicted model, not a curated record